This is a messenger RNA of Adineta ricciae, 1623 nucleotides long. The record is from the annotation of a GenBank genome assembly. Lineage: Eukaryota; Metazoa; Rotifera; Eurotatoria; Adinetida; Adinetidae.
AUGGCAUCUUCUAUUUCAUCACCUGGAAGAAUAACCACUGCUUCAUCUGUAAUAACAUCUUCAGAAACGUUAGUACCAACAACACCUGGUGAUAAUAUCAAAUUAAAAAAUGAUUUCGUUUCCAAAAUAUCGGCAAUGAGAAAUGAAUUAUUGAAUAAUCCUGUAUUUACAAUUGAACGAUAUAAUGAAACAAUGGAAAUAAUAAAUAAUGCAAAAUUGAAAAAUAAUUCGAAGAGAAAUGAUAAAGAAAUAUCAUUAUUAAAAGCCUACGAUGUAAUUAAUCUUGGCAAUCAAGAUAAAUUAAUUAAGAAAAUUCAUGAAGAAGAAGAUACCACAGUUAAAUAUUAUGUUCCAUUAAAUGAGAUUUAUGAUGUAAUUAGAAUUGCUCAUUCAAAUGUAGGCCAUCGAGGUAUAAAAUAUACUUCAAAAGAAAUUAAGAAACGAUGUGCGAAUGUUACUGAAAAACAAGUUAAAUUAUUUAUUUCAAAUUGUGAAGAAUGUAAAAUAAAACGUUCUAAACCCAGAAACUCAUCAAAAUUAGUGAUAAAUCCGAUUCUUUCAAAUGAUUUUAGUUCUCGUGCUGAGGUAGACCUUAUCGAUAUGCAAUCAUCUCCUGACGGACCAUUUAAAUUUAUAUUGAAUUAUCAAGAUCAUUUUACGAAAUUCUGUGUCUUGCGACCUCUUAAAACAAAAACAGCAGCAGCAGAAGUCGCUUAUCAUUUAUUAGAUAUUUUUGCGUUAUUUGGCGCACCACUUAUUUUACAAUCAGACAAUGGAAGAGAAUUUACCGCUCUUGUUAUCGAAGAAUUGUCACUUACGUGGAAGAAUUUGAAGAUCGUACAUGGCAAACCACGACAUCCACAGUCGCAGGGAUCGGUCGAGAGAUGUAAUCAAGACACGAAACAGUUGCUAGGAACAUGGAUUCGUGAAAAUAAUUCCACAAAAUGUCCGUAUUCUGUUUUAUUUGGAAACGAACCAAAAUUAGGUUUAUCUUCAACGUCUUUACACCCAUCUGUAUUUAACAAGAUAACAACAGAAGAAGAAUUAAUUAAUAAAUUAGAUGCAUUAACAGCUGAUGAAAUUAAUAAAAAUUCAUGCGCAAGCGAUAAUGAAGAGGAAGCGUUAAAUAUUGUUCUUAAUAUGACACGUGAUAGUGAUUCUGAAUUUUCUGAUGAUUUAUAUGACAAUGAUCAAUUAAAUGCCACUACACAAAAACGAAAAAAUUAUGAAACACUUACCAACCGCUUUAAAACAACUACUGAUAUUCGUCAAAGUGCCAGGGAAGGUCAAAAGCGGCAAGCUAAUGAAUUCUUGCAAAAUACAGCCAAACGACAAAAGUUAGCUGAUUUGGAUGUUGGAGACAAUGUUCUGGUACCAUUACCAGAUAUUGAUCGUGGUCCAACUGACGCACGGAAUGUUCUCGCUGUAAUUAUGGAAAUCAAAAAUGAUAAAUUUAAGUUAGGAGCUGAACAUGGAUUGAUCAAUGGUUAUUAUAGUUUUAACCAAAUUUCAAAAGCACCUGGAACACCAACAUUGUUGAUUGACAAUAUUAAUGAAGGUACGCAAAAAUCAUUGAGAGAAAUUGCUAAAAGUCAAAGUAUUACUGGUGGACAAGCAUUUUAA